CUUGUUACGUCAUCAAAAUGCGACUAUUGUCGCACGUAUAUAUAAACAAAAAAACUAAUAUCUUUAUUUUGUUCCUCGUAGAGAAAUAUAUUGACUAAUCACAUCACAUUAAGGAAUGGGUCUUGAUUUACAAAUUGUGCCUUCGCCAAUCAAAAAGGGGGAUGACAAGGGUAAGCAAAGAGGUAAACGGAAACCAGCCGCCUCAAAAGAUGGGGCUGAAAAAGAUCAGGGCAAAGUGAAGAGCCAAACACGCCGCGCUGGUUCAAGUGGGAGCAGCAGUUCAAGUUCCAGUAGCGGCUCGGGUUCAAGUUCCAGCUCAUCCACAAGCUCCUCCGGUUCUUCGAGCUCCAGUUCAUCCUCAUCGUCGUCGUCCUCGCCAAGCCCCAACCGACAACGACAAAACAGACGGCGCUCCCCCUCAAAGUCCAAAGUGGUCAAGAAAGACGAUCGGGUUCGCGACCGGCGACGGAGAAGUCCCGCUUCAAAAUCUACCAAGGUCUACCUGGGCCGGCUGACAAGAAAUGUCGUCAAGGAACAUGUCCAGGAGAUUUUCUCCACCUACGGCAAGAUCAAGAUGAUUGACAUGCCCAUGAACCGGAUUCACCCUCAUCUGUCGAAGGGCUACGCCUACAUCGAGUUUGAGACCCCCGAGGAAGCGGAGAAGGCACUCAAACACAUGGAUGGAGGGCAGAUUGACGGUCAGGAGAUUACAGUUAUAGCCGUCCUGACUCCGACAGUGCGGCCCCCACCUCGGAGGAUUUCGCCUCCCCGCAGAAUGCCACCUCCACCCCCGAUGUGGCGACGAUCUCCGCCUCGAAUGAGGAGGAGGUCUCCCCGGUCGCCAAGGCGACGCUCUCCAGUGCGGCGUAGGUCUCGAUCACCUGUCCGCCGUCGCCACCAGUCCCGGUCCAGUUCCAACUCAUCCCGCUAAAUACCCCCCUUCUCCAAAAAAACCCCAAAAAAUAAGUAAGGAAUUUUGUUGUGUGAAUGCUGAGAGGCGAGCAGCAAUAAGAAAAUUGCUUGUCAAGUUUUUCUUUUCUUUAAUUUUUUCAAUUGUUAAAAAGAUCAACGGAAAAAUCUUUAACUGCAUAUCAUCGAGUUAAAGCACUUAUAAAAUGUACAAUCUGAUUGAGACACACUUGUGGACCGUAUCAACCAUUUUAGAAAUCCUAUUUUGUUGGCUCCCACUUCAUUUGUUCUUUAUGGAAUUGUCAUCUUUUGUCGCCCUCUAGUGGACAGUUGCACUCAUUUAAUUUGACAUUUUGUGCGACUAAUCUUAAUUUGUCAAACAUUGGAGUGUUUUUCUAUUGUACUUUUGCAUGGAGAUGGUCACAAAUGUCAUGUGGCUAAGUAUCUAUCUUGACUUUUUUAUUUUGAUAUUCAUUUGUUUGUAUUCUAAGACUAACUACUGAAAUGUAAAUCAAUCAAUUGUUGAAAAUUGACAGGUCUAUGCAUGCUUACCAGAUUUAAGUUUUUUGAAGUAUAUUGGGAGUGAAUGUUUUCAGUAUUAGCAGACAGGUACAAUUUGUGUAACCUAAGAUUGUCCUUUCUAGUUUGUAUAAGUGCAUCUUUUUUUUAAACUUUGCAACAACAACACAA
Syngnathus typhle (broad-nosed pipefish) is the source of this 1599-nucleotide messenger RNA. RefSeq names its product RNA-binding protein with serine-rich domain 1-A-like. Gene Ontology annotation, molecular function: RNA binding. NCBI's taxonomy places the organism in Eukaryota, Metazoa, Chordata, Actinopteri, Syngnathiformes, Syngnathidae. The record is from RefSeq and is a predicted model, not a curated record. The coding region runs from base 116 to 931 and encodes 271 amino acids. The transcript is spliced from 7 exons. Gene Ontology annotation, cellular component: cytoplasm; nucleoplasm; ASAP complex. Gene Ontology annotation, biological process: mRNA splicing, via spliceosome.